Glossina fuscipes is the source of this 908-nucleotide messenger RNA. RefSeq names its product transcription elongation factor SPT4 (gene spt4). NCBI's taxonomy places the organism in Eukaryota, Metazoa, Arthropoda, Insecta, Diptera, Glossinidae. The record is from RefSeq and is a predicted model, not a curated record. Bases 452 to 802 code for a protein of 116 amino acids. Gene Ontology annotation, molecular function: RNA polymerase II complex binding; zinc ion binding. Gene Ontology annotation, biological process: positive regulation of DNA-templated transcription, elongation; mRNA processing; regulation of transcription elongation by RNA polymerase II. Gene Ontology annotation, cellular component: DSIF complex; nucleus. The transcript has 3 exons.
CUAUUCUCAUAAGUUUGUUCAUAAACACAGAUCGCCUAUACUUUUUCUUUUCCGGCAUUCUUAGCCGGAAUAUCGACUAUACAGUACCUUACGGAAGCAGAACAUCACCUGUUUAACAAGCGUAAGCAUCACUUAAAAAAAAAAGAAAAAGCGCUCAUUUUACGUUUCGGAAAAAUAUAAAAAUAUCGUCAAUGGUUUUUUUCUACGUUACUGGAUUAUGGGUCUAAGUUGAAUCAAAUGGGCCUAAUCCAUAUCCAAACUAAAAAAAAAAAAUCUAUCGCCAACUUUCCUAAGGCUCAUUCAAAGAACUCUGUGUUCACAUUGGGCAUUUUUCACACGUCGCAACGCAUUUUCGGUUCUUAAUUUGCUAAACAACGGAAGAAGAAGAAGAACACAACAAUAAAUAAUUGUAAUCUAAUUUUUUGCUUGUGAACUACUUGUAUUCAAAAUAAUGUCAUUUGAUACGAUACCCAAGGAUUUGCGAGGCUUGCGGGCGUGCUUGGUAUGCUCCUUGGUAAAAACCUUCGAUCAAUUCGAAUAUGAUGGCUGUGAGAAUUGCGACGACUUUUUGCGCAUGAAAAACAACAAAGAUAAUGUUUAUGAUCACACUAGCAACAAUUUUGACGGAAUUAUUGCCUUAAUGAGUCCCGAAGAUUCGUGGGUAGCGAAGUGGCAAAGAAUAGGGCGCUUUACAAGAGGAAUCUACGCGAUAUCAGUCAGCGGAAAUUUGCCCCAAGCCACUUUAAGAGAAAUGAAGAGCCGUGGAAUACCAUAUAGACCUAGAGACACUAGUCAACGUUAAAUUUCGCUCAUUUUAUAUGCAAUUUCAAGGCUGACGAUAAAUUUCCAUCAGACUAAGACAACGUACGCAUUAUUUAUAAAAUUUCCUUUUUGUCUUUAUUAAAUAA